CGGAUCCUGAAUCGACCGUUACCCUCUAACAGGCGACCGUUUUCCCUGCUCUUCUUCUUCCCAAUCCCCGCCGUAUUCCUUGGCGUUAUUCCUCACACGAGCGCUAUCCUUCAACGCCGCCGCACUUAUUUUCUUCCUCACAGGUGCAUUUGUUCUCCUCUUGACGUACUUUUCUCACUCAUUGGGAAUUAACGGACAUCUGAGGAUCGUGUGGAUGCGCGUGUUCAGAGGGACGCGGAGAUGGAAUUGCUGAUAAUAUGUCUUUCUGUUGGGAUAUUGCAGUGCAGUUCGGUGGGAGCGGACUCCAUCAUUCACAUCGGUGCCAUUUUUGAGGAGAAUGCAGCUCGGGAUGAUGAGGUGUUUCAGUUGGCUAUCUCUGACCUCAGCCUCAACGAUGACAUUUUGCAGAGCGAGAAAAUAACCCACUCCAUAAAAUAUAUUGAACCCAACAACCCCUUUCAGGCAGUCCAGGAAGCAUGUGAACUGAUGACACAGGGGAUCCUGGCACUGGUCACGUCUACAGGUUGUGCAUCUGCUAGCGCACUGCAGUCCCUGACAGAUGCCAUGCACAUACCACACUUGUAUGUCCAACGGAAUGCUGAGGGAUCGCCCCGUACCACCUGCCAGCUCAAUCCAAGCCCCGACGGAGAGCGAUACACCCUCGCUGCACGACCACCCGUCCGGCUCAGUGAUGUCAUGUUGACGCUGAUCGGUGAGCUACGCUGGCAGAAAUUCAUCGUCUUCUAUGACAGCGACUAUGAUAUCCGUGGACUGCAGGUAUUUCUGGACCAGACCUCUCGGCAGGGUUUGGAUGUGUCUCUGCAGCGUGUGGACAGAAACAUCAGCGGCGUGUUCUCUAGUCUGUUCACCUCCAUGCGCACAGAGGAGCUCAACCGCUACAGAGACACCCUCAGAAGAGCUAUACUGCUGCUCAGCCCGCGGGGAGCCCAGGUCUUCAUACACCAGGCUGUGGAGACUAACCUGGCAUCCAAAGACAGUCACUGGGUGUUUGUGAAUGAGGAGAUCAGCGACAGUGAGAUUAUGGAGCUGGCUCACAGUUCUCUGGGCAGGAUGACGGUGGUCAGGCAGAUCUUCCCACUGUGGAGAGACAGCAGUGUAAGCUGUAUGAGAAACAACCACCGCAUCUCAUCGCUGCUCUGCGACCCUCAGGAGGGAUACCUGCAGUCGCUGGAGGUGUCCAAUCUCUACCUGUAUGACAGCGUGCUCAUGCUGGCCAACGCCUUCUACAGAAAACUAGAAGAUAGGAAGUGGCACAGCAUGGCCAGUCUCAACUGCAUCAGGAAGUCAACGAAGCCCUGGAAUGGAGGCUGGUCCAUGCUGGAGACCAUCCAAAAGGGCCGUAUAACUGGUCUCACGGGAAUUAUGGACUUUAUGGACAAUGGAUCAAAUUCCCAUGUUCAGUUUGAGAUUUUGGGAACCAGCUUUAGCGAGACAUUCGGAAAAGACAUCAAACGCUUGGCCAUGUGGGAUUCUGUUCAUGGGCUCAAUGGCAGUCUAAAAGAAAGUCGUAUUGAGAAUGGCAUGCAGGGAGUUACUGUCAAAGUAGUCACGUUGUUGGAGGAUCCGUUUGUGAUGGUGGCAGAGAAUAUCCUCGGACAGCCCAAGAGAUAUAAGGGCUUCUCAAUUGAUGUGCUGGACGCCUUGGCCAAGAUCCUCGGAUUCAAGUACGAUAUCUAUCAGGUGGCAGACAGCAAAUAUGGUUCUCAGCUGUCCAAUGGCUCUUGGAAUGGAAUGAUCGGGGAGCUCAUCAACAAGGCAACAGAUCUGGCGGUGUCCGCCAUCACCAUCACACCAGAGCGAGAGAACGUGGUGGACUUCAGCAAGCGCUACAUGGACUACUCUGUGGGGAUCCUAUACCGCAAACCAGAGGAAAAGAUCAACAUCUUCUCACUGUUCGCCCCGUUUGACCUGGCUGUGUGGGCCUGUAUCGCAGCUGCCAUCCCUGUGGUGGGCGUUUUGAUCUUCCUGCUCACACGGAUGCAGAUACUCCGAUCCCAGAAUCCACCAGGAACCCAUCCAGCUUCGUCCAUGUCUAACUCGCUGCACAGUGCCAUAUGGAUUGUCUAUGGGGCCUUUGUGCAACAAGGUGGCGAUUCAGUGGUGGGGUCUGUGGCAUUGAGGAUCGUCAUGGGCAGUUGGUGGUUGUUUACAUUGAUUGUGUGUUCAUCUUACACCGCAAACCUGGCUGCGUUCCUAACCGUGUCCCGCAUGGACAACACUAUAAGAACAUUUCAGGGUCUUGUGAGGCAGAUGGACUAUUCCUACGGCACUGUCAGGGACUCGGCGGUGUACGAUUAUUUCAGAGCCAAGGGCACAAACCCACUGGAGCAGGACAGCACAUAUGCGGAGCUGUGGAGGACCAUCAGCAAAAACAACGGACAGGACUUCUCCGUGUCCAGCCCCUCUGAAGGCAUACGCAAGGCCAAAAAAGGUCCAUAUGCAUUCCUAUGGGAUAUGGCAGUGGUGGAGUACGCAGCGCUGACAGAUGACGACUGUACCAUCACUGUAUCCGGCAACAGUAUGAGCAGCAAAGGCUACGGCAUCGCCAUGCAACACGGGAGUCCGUACAGAGACCUUAUCUCACAAAAGAUUCUGGAGCUGCAAGAGAAAGGAGAUCUGGACGUAUUAAAACAGAAGUGGUGGCCUCGGACGGGUCGCUGUGACCUCGACAGCCACAGCAACGCCCAGCCGGACGGCCGCUCGCUCAAACUUCACAGCUUCGCUGGCGUCUUCUGCAUCCUCGCCGCAGGGCUCCUGCUGGCCUGUCUGGUGGCCGCGCUAGAGAUGUGGUGGAACAGCAACCGCUGCCGGCAAGAGCAGCCGAAAGAGGUUACUAAGGAUUACAGAGUGGCAAGGGUUUCUGGUCCAUUGACAUAUAAUGAUAUUGCUACUGCUUCAUCGGAGGAGAGCAAUGACAUUUGGACAGACAGACAGAGAGACUGGGAUGAAGCAGAAACUAUUGACACAGGACAAGGAGGUGAACCUGGAGCAGGUGCAUCGGCGUAUGAACAGUCUUAUGGACGAGGACAUGGCGCACAAGCAGAUUCCCGCACCAUCUAUCGAGAUCUCUGCCCUGGACAUCGGCAGCAUGCCGCCCAGCCAGCAGCGGGAAGCUGUGCGCGAUUACCCGGGCACGGGCCUGUCUGUGAGCACCUUCCUGUCGGAGCAGGCUCAUGGGGUGGGCCGAACGCUGGCCCCUGGCAGGACCCUGACCCUCCCUCUCAGCAGUUCCACCAUGCCCUCAAUCCAAUGCAAACACAGGGCUCCGAACGGGGGGCUGUUCCGACAGAGCCCCGCCAAGACGCCCAUGCCAAUGUCCUACCAGUCAGUAGCAGGAGGACCCAUCCCCGAAGCUAUUGAGCCGACUCACAGUACAUCCAUCUAAGGCUGGCGUGAUCACGGGACGCCUCGUAUUUGCUUUUCAAAGGAAGACAAGAAGGCGAAGGUGUGGGUGUCGGGGCUCGGGAAACUGAAAAUGUGUAAAAAGAGUUUAAAAAAAGAUAGUACGUGGAGAUUUUUAUUAUGAGGAAAAAAAACGAAAAUGUGAAAAAUCAUUUUUCUUGUACAUAUUUGUAAAUACUGAAAGAGCAAAGUAAGUAAAUUGUAUUUUGAAUAUUCUCAAUUUUUGAAGUUGAGUUACAAAAACAAAUUAAAAACAAAAAAGGACAUAGAAAAAUAAUUCAAAAACGACUGUUUGAAUGGCUUUGUGAAUUUUGUUCUCUAUGGGUAAAGACUCCAAUUCAUUGUGAUUGUUUUCUAAGUGCCGAAAUAAAAGAUGUCUCUCCACAUUUUCUUACUAGAUUAUCAUACACGACCCCAAAAGCAGAGCACUGGUAAUUAUGCACCCCUUUUACACUCAGAAACAUUAAUCAUUCUCCAGUACCUGCAAACAGUGUGGCUAUUUCAAUGCUGAUUCAUUUUCUGUAGUGGUUGACCAGUGUGGGUUUUUCAGUGGCCGAUACUGAUAUCUAGAGAACAGGAUGGCCGAUAUAAAUGCUGAUAUACAUAAUACAAUUUAGCAACAGCAAAUCAGAUGUACACAACAUUUCUAAAGUAAAAUAAAAAAAAAAUAAAUAAAUAAAAAAAAUAAAAAAAAACACUUGUUUUAUAACAUAUAUAGUCAAAUUCGCUCAAACUUAAUUGUAAAAUUGCCAAAUACUUGCUGAUAUAUCGGUCAGUCACUAGUUUUCUGAUUUAAGGUUGUUGAUUAUUGAUGAAGAUUUCUGUGUUUGCAUCAAGUUGUUUAUGGUUCUUUAUUAAACAAGCAAAGGCGAUGUGAAAUUGCAUUAGCUUCGUUGUCACAGACAAAGGAAACCAUCUCAAUCAAAGCAACAGCACAGAAACAACUGUUUGUUUUUUUUGUUUUUUUUUGUGUGUGUCUUUGGAUCAUUAUGGUUAUGUAUCUGGUGACACCAUAUAGUCGUGAGCACAACCCACCAUACAAGCUGUAACUUUAAUUUGUUGCAUAUCAAACAGGCUGAUGAAUCGAUACCGUUUGUGAAAGAGCUGUAAAUGUACAGUUAUUUUUAUUUAUUUUAUUUUAUUAUUAUUUUUGCCUUUUUUUUUUUUGUUUUUUGUUUUACUGUAGUGCACUUCACACUGAAAACAGACAAUAAAAAACUUGUACAUGAAAUGAUUUUCAUAAUAUACAUGUUGUGAUAUCUUUUUUUUCUAAUGAAAACACGUGAUUGGUGUAAAAUAGUAUGUACAAUGUUGGUAUGCCCACCACUGGAUUAAUACCACAUGCAGACAAUCCUAAAUACUCCAAACACACCUAUAGAAAAUGUUUUACUGUCAACUAAGCUUUUUUUAAUUACUUCAUAUUGUUUUUCACAUUUGUAUCAGGAGGUUCGGAUGAAUUCUGAAUCUCAAUUGCAUUGUGAUUUAAACCAGAACGACCUUAUACAUUAACCUGUGCGUAUUACCCUGUUUCUGACAUUCCUCAAAUCACAAAGAAAAGGACAUUUGUCAGCGUGGAGCACAUCAACUAGUUUCCGAGGAGAUUUCACCCUGCAAAUGCUGGUCAGUCACUACUCUACACUAGGUUGUAUCCUGUAUAUUAUGUACAAGUAGUUACUAAUGUGAACCAAAGUGAUAUAUUAUACUGUGUAACACAACCUGUGGCUUUGAGAUGCCGAUAGCAGUGGUAAGGAUGUCCUGCGUCAUUUGUAGGGUUAUGUGUGUUCACUGCCUUAUGCUUGUGCGCCUUUGAGUUCAGAGAAUUACCUCCAAUAUCUCAUGAAAUAUAACGGUAUCAUAGUAUAGUCUGUAACAUGACAUCUAAGGGAGACUCUUAUUUUAUUUAUGAA
Molecule: messenger RNA, 5330 nt
Organism: Myxocyprinus asiaticus (Chinese sucker)
Lineage: Eukaryota; Metazoa; Chordata; Actinopteri; Cypriniformes; Catostomidae
Gene: grid1b
Product: glutamate receptor, ionotropic, delta 1b
Exons: 17
Coding region: 241-3381 (1046 amino acids)
Biological process (GO): synaptic transmission, glutamatergic; monoatomic ion transport; modulation of chemical synaptic transmission
Cellular component (GO): postsynaptic membrane; plasma membrane
Molecular function (GO): transmitter-gated monoatomic ion channel activity involved in regulation of postsynaptic membrane potential; glutamate-gated receptor activity
Source: RefSeq, a predicted model, not a curated record